Plasmodium vivax (malaria parasite P. vivax) is the source of this 748-nucleotide messenger RNA. RefSeq lists its product as hypothetical. Gene Ontology annotation, molecular function: DNA binding; zinc ion binding. Bases 101 to 748 code for a protein of 215 amino acids. NCBI's taxonomy places the organism in Eukaryota, Apicomplexa, Aconoidasida, Haemosporida, Plasmodiidae. The transcript has 2 exons. The record is from RefSeq and is a predicted model, not a curated record.
CCCUUUUAACUGUUUUUUUUUAAACCAUUUUUUGAUUAUUUUUCCCCAUUGCUGCUUAUCUGUGUAAAAUACAUUUCGUCAUUAAGGAAUCCCUGGCACAAUGAGUUCUGAGAAAAACGCAACCACGCCAACCCCCGUGCUGUGCGAGAACAACUGCGGGUUUUACGGGAACCCCGCGAACAACAACUUGUGCUCAAAGUGCUACCGAGAGUUCCAAGAAAAGAAAAAAAAAGAAAUAUCGGACGUGGAGAAGAUGAACGAAAAGAACAUCUCAGAAAAUUUGCAUAAUUACAAAAAAAUAAAUAGCCUAAUGGAGCCGAGUUACAUAAGCGAUAAGCAGAUGGAAGCGGAGAAGCCAACCUUUAUGCAAAAUGAAAAGCCCCUACCGGAAGAGCAGCAGCCCGCCUCCACCAACAUAAACAUAAACAGCGUCGAAACGGACAACAGCGAAAAUAAUGGUAGCAAUCAGAACGAGAGUGGAAGUAGCUCCAACAAUGCUGCUCCCGAGGGGACAAACGAACAGAGCACCAGUACCAAUGUCAACGAAGCCGAGGAUAAGAAAAAAUGCUUCUUCUGUUGCAAGCGUAUAGGACUUCUAGGAAUUAAAUGCAGAUGCAACCACUACUUCUGCUCUCUCCACAGAUAUGCUGAUGCGCAUAACUGCACCUUUGAUUAUAAGAACUACCACAAGCAGCAGUUGAUAAAGAAUAACGUCAAGGUUGUUGCAGACAAGGUGAAGAAAAUAUGA